AUGGGCGAUUACUAUCACCACUUCCUCUCCUCAAUGUCUGGGGCGGGGAUGAAUCCAGUCACUACACCCGAGGAAAUGUUCGUGCCACACCUGCAUGGACAACCAAUUCCUAUCCCAUCGGCUCCGGUACCUGGUCCAUACCAGCAACUAGGAUACUUCACGGGUUUCCCGGAACCCAUGAUGUUUAACCCGUCCAAGCCACAAAAGAGUCGAAGGAAGUCCGGCCCUGCCACUGGGACAGGCAUGGAUCAUGUAAAGCACCGUCGGACGCGCUCGGGCUGCUUUAUGUGCAGGAGUCGGAGAGUCAAAUGCGACGAGACACGACCGAUUUGCGAACGUUGCAAGAAAGGAAAUCGCGAAUGUGUUUACCCCGAGCCUCCGAAUUCAAAGGGCUCAUCUGGGAGCGGCAGAUCAAAGGACCCAGGGGCAGGGACGCAAGCGAGCCCGUCGUCCUCGACCGCGGAUGAUGACGAAGACACGGAGCAAGAAAGCAGGCUUGAAACAAUUCUAGACGAGGACGAAUCCGAAGACCCGGCGCAGAGGACUUCGAAAGGUUCCAAGGGUUUGGGGAAUAUGCCUUCACGACGUCAACCCUCCGAGGCCCCAUCACAAGCCAGUACGAAAAGCUCAUCUCCAUCAACCGCAACGGCCACUCCUAUUAGUCUCUCAACUACCUCGUAUCCGUCUGUCGAGUUUCCACUUCAUCUAGGGCCACCUGAUUGGUCUCAUCUUCCGCCAGAUUUUCAACGAUGCCUCGGGCACUUCGUUGAUAACAUGACCAACUUUCAUUACUGCAUCCCUCACGACUCGGAUGAAUUCUUCAAGACCAUCUUCCCGAGUGCAGCUCUAAGGCACGAGCCGCUGCUCAACGCCUUGGUUGGGUUCUCUGCCUACCACCUGACCCUUCAGGACCCAAAUGGGAAGCUACAGGAUUUUCUCCAAUAUUACAAUAGAAGUGUUACCUUGUUAUUGGGCACUCUAAAGCGGAAAGAGAAACAUACCGUAGCAACGCUCUUGACCAUCUUGCAGCUAGCUACGAUCGAGGAGUAUUUGGGUGAUUGGGUCAACCUGAUGGGCCACCAAAAAGCAGCGCUCGAAAUCCUUACUAGCAUGUUCACACCUCAAACGAUUAUGCAGACUCCUAUGGGCCGCAUGUGUCUCCAGUGGUACGCCCGGUUUGACAACUUUAUUGCUUUGAUGGGAGGUUUCCCAACCGACCUGCCCCGCGAGUGGUUCACUGCCAUGGUGGAAUUCCACCAAUCGCAGAUGAUAACAUAUCCCGAGGAGUUGCGUUGGAGAAUUGAAGAGUGGUCUGCAAGGCUUCGUCUGAUUUCGUAUGACAUGUCGAUCCUGUUCGCACGGGGCAGUCGAGGCCAAAUCUCCGCCGACCAAUUUGCUCUUGAACACGAUCAGAUGACCAGACUUCUCGUCGAGUGGAAGGAGACGAGAGAUCCUACAUUAUCCGAUACCAGAUACCUCGUUACCGAUUAUCCGACACCACAACACUCAGAUCCCGACGAUAUUGUCGACCCAUACACCCCCGGAAUUCUUUACGAACAUCCAUUAUUUACGACAACGAUUCUCUGUGCUGAAUGGAAUUCCAUCAUGAUCAUGCACAAAUGCCAGUCAUCAACUAUGUCGCCAGAAAUUCUGUUUGGGGAGUUGGGUCAAUACGCUUAUAUGGCGUGCCAAUAUUUCGAGUCUCUGGAAUACUGGCCUUUUACCCCCAAAGGCGUGUUGAUCCUCACCCAGGCAAGUAUUGCUAUUGCUGCUCUAUUUUUACCUCAGGAUGCGCGGCAUCACAUGUGGUUUCGCCGAAAAUUUGCGUUGCUUGAGACUAUGGGAUACAUCCACCCGAUCAGCCUUCGAACCAAAAUGGCCGAAAUGUUUCGAGAUCCAUCAUGCGCUCAGUGGUGGAUUCCGAAUGACGAAAGAUUUAAUAUAGUAUUGCAGAGUAUUCGAGGCUUUGCCGACGAACGAAAUGCCGCCGCCGUGACGGCCCAGCAAGAAAACCUCCGAGAGGUUCGACAUAUCUUUGCAAAGCUAUCGAUGAACGAGCAAGAUAGUGGAUCAUCCACUAUGGGAGAUGGUCCGGCAACCUAA
This is a messenger RNA of Ilyonectria robusta, 2103 nucleotides long. RefSeq lists its product as uncharacterized. The transcript is spliced from 5 exons. Gene Ontology annotation, cellular component: nucleus. NCBI's taxonomy places the organism in Eukaryota, Fungi, Ascomycota, Sordariomycetes, Hypocreales, Nectriaceae. The record is from RefSeq and is a predicted model, not a curated record. Gene Ontology annotation, biological process: positive regulation of transcription by RNA polymerase II. The coding region runs from base 1 to 2103 and encodes 700 amino acids. Gene Ontology annotation, molecular function: zinc ion binding; DNA-binding transcription factor activity, RNA polymerase II-specific; transcription cis-regulatory region binding.